CUCUCUUAUGGCUCACAUUGUUACUUCUUCAUCAAGGCUAUGCAUCAGUUCCAGUGGUCACAGCUAAAGUUGGUCAAUCUGUGACUUUGAGAUGUGUGUUUGAUAUGACAUAUGAGAGCAACACAUGGAUUUACUGGUACAAGCAAAAUGCUGGAGAUACUCUGAAUUUAAUCCUAAUGCAGCAGCGAACAAUAACCUCAAUCUAUGGACCACAGAUUGAUGCUUCAAGAUUUAAUGUAGCAAACACCAAGAACAGCAGCACUCUUAAAAUUUUCACAACAGUUCAACAAGAUGAGGGAAUGUAUCACUGUGCUCAAAGGGACACACUUGAAACUACGUGGAGUGGGAUUUAUUUAUCAAUUGAAGGAUAUGAGAGGACAUCAAACUACACUGUUGUUCAACAGUCAACGAUCUCUGGUCCCACCCGUCCAACAGGCUCAGAGACGCUGCAGUGUUCGGUUCUCUCUGAUGCUCAGAACAAAACCUGUUCAGGAGAACCCAGCGUGUUCUGGUUCAGAGCCAGAUCAGAAAAGCCUUUUCCUGACAUGAUUUACACCGAUGGAAAAAGAUCAGAAAAUUGUGGCAAUAUCUCUCACUCUCAGAAGAAAUGUUUUUAUAACUUCUCUAAGAAUAACAGCUCCCCUGAUCCCAAGACCCUCUACUGCGCUGUGGCCACAUGUGGACAGAUAUUAUUUGCAAAUGAACUGAAUCUUAAAAGUGGUGGAAAGGAUGAAAACAUGCUGGUGGUCACAAUAGUCGCAAUAAUCUGUUUGGUCAUUUCUGUCAUUUGUAAUAUUGUUUUCAUUUGCUUUCGAAUACAAAGAUCAGCAUGUCAACGAUUUAAAGAAAGCUCUUCCUCACCAAAAAGAAACAACAUCAGCGAAAUGGAAAAUCAUACUGAAGCUGGACCUGAUCUGAACUACGCUGCAUUACAUUUAUCUGAGGGUAGAAGAUCAAGAGGAAAGAAAAAGAGAGAGUUGAUGACUGAAGAAAGUGUGUAUUCACAAGUUAAAGGAUCAGCUUAAAAAUGAGCUUUCAUUGAAAACCUCACUUCUGAGAUGAAAGAGCAUCUUGCUGCUGACACACAAAAGUUGUGAAUUCAAAUAAAACUUUGAUAAAUGACAAAUGUGAUGAAAAUGCAUUUAAAA
Poeciliopsis prolifica (blackstripe livebearer) is the source of this 1148-nucleotide messenger RNA. RefSeq lists its product as uncharacterized. The transcript has 6 exons. Lineage: Eukaryota; Metazoa; Chordata; Actinopteri; Cyprinodontiformes; Poeciliidae. Gene Ontology annotation, biological process: cell surface receptor signaling pathway. Gene Ontology annotation, cellular component: plasma membrane. The coding region runs from base 105 to 1025 and encodes 306 amino acids. The record is from RefSeq and is a predicted model, not a curated record.